Lachancea thermotolerans CBS 6340 is the source of this 1470-nucleotide messenger RNA. RefSeq names its product homoserine O-acetyltransferase family protein. The record is from RefSeq and is a predicted model, not a curated record. Gene Ontology annotation, biological process: L-homoserine metabolic process. NCBI's taxonomy places the organism in Eukaryota, Fungi, Ascomycota, Saccharomycetes, Saccharomycetales, Saccharomycetaceae. Bases 1 to 1470 code for a protein of 489 amino acids. Gene Ontology annotation, molecular function: L-serine O-acetyltransferase activity; homoserine O-acetyltransferase activity. The transcript has a single exon.
AUGCUGCUCAAGACUUAUCCCUCGUUGAUCCGAGGACUCCAUAGAUCGCUACCGCGUUGUUCGAGGUCUUCGAACCCCGCAAUGCAGUUUCCAUGUCUCGAUAAAAUGGAAGAGAGAUCUGCUCAGCUAAAGAAGAACACGAUUUCAUGCUCUAGCACCGACUUGACGUCGUCUCCAAAUAACGAACCAGUGUACGGUAAGGUACGAUCUGGUUUUCAAAUCUUCAAAUCUAAUAGCCCGUUGUUCUUAGACUACGGCGGUGUUCUACCAAACUUUCAAAUAGCAUACGAAACCUGGGGUACUCUCAACUCAGAUAGGUCAAACGCUGUGCUUGUCCAUACCGGUUUGAGCGCAUCUUCUCAUGCCAAGUCUUCUGAAAGCAAUCUUCAGCCAGGCUGGUGGGAGAAAUUCAUCGGCCCUGGAAACCCUGUUUUGGAUACUGACAAAUUGUUCGUCAUUUGCACUAACAUCCUGGGAGGGUGCUAUGGUUCCACCGGGCCCUCAUCCCCUGACCCAGCAGAUGGCGCCCCGUAUGCCACUCGAUUCCCCAUGUUAAGUGUCCAGGAUAUAAUAAGAGGUCAACAAGAACUAGUUAAAGAGUGUUUGGGAAUUGAUAAACUAUAUGCCUCUGUAGGUUCUUCCAUGGGUGGAAUGCAGUCAUUGGCGUAUGCGCAGCAAUUCCCAGAGGCUGUUGAAAAGGUGGUAACAGUGUCUGCUUGUGCUAGAUCACAUCCAUCGAGCAUUGCUAUGAGGCAUGCCCAAAGGCAAGUCUUAAUGGCUGACCCUCAUUGGUCACGAGGGUUCUACUAUCCUACUGAGGCAGAACCCAACAAAAUCCUUCCUCACGUCGGUAUGAAGCUGGCUAGAGAAAUCGCGACUGUCACCUAUAGAUCAGGCCCUGAAUGGGAAUCUAGGUUUGGCACUGAGCGACUGGAUGACGAGAGAACACCGGUGCUGUGCCCAGACUUCUUAAUCGAAACCUAUCUCGACCACCAGGGAGAGAAGUUUUCUUUGGAAUAUGACCCAAAUUCCUUUCUGUACCUUUCAAAAACAAUGGAUUUAUUUGACUUAUCACAGAGCCACCAAGAGCGGAGCCAGCGGAGAAGGAAAGAGGCUUUUGAACAGCACAGACAUCAACAGGUCGGAAAUCUGACAGCUAGGCUUAGCGACGAGCCAUAUGAACCCGUCAAGAGAAGAAGAACCACUACCGUGGAGGAAGCUCGCGAGGAUCUCAGGGUCGGCAUGGAGUCAAUCCGCGGCAAAAAUGUGUUGGUAAUCGGCGUCAAAUCCGAUGGGUUGUUCCCUUAUUGGCAACAAAGGGAAAUAGUUGACUUAUUAGGUGGCGGGCCUGAAGUUGAGCACGUUGAGCUCGAUGAGUCCCAGUCUCUUUACGGACAUGACACGUUUUUAUUAGAUUUGGAACACGUUGGCGGAAGCAUUGGGAAAUUCCUCAUGAAAAGUUUCGAUUAA